Molecule: messenger RNA, 1697 nt
Organism: Musca vetustissima
Lineage: Eukaryota; Metazoa; Arthropoda; Insecta; Diptera; Muscidae
Product: toll-like receptor 6
Exons: 6
Cellular component (GO): extracellular matrix
Molecular function (GO): protein binding
Source: RefSeq, a predicted model, not a curated record
AUGGCCGGCGGUUUUCGUAAACGUGGCUGUCGUGGUAACCAAACUUGGUGUCUGCUCAAGGAUUCGUUAAUUUUCGUCCUGAUUAUGUGUGUCCUAAUGCAACAUCUGCUGGUGGUGGCGAAGGCCAGUGUAAUAUCGGCCAGUACAAUAACAUCAACAUUGUCGGGACCCAUAUCGAAUGGUUCCCAGCUGAAUGAGAUUUCAAGACAACUGCGUAACAAUUUAGAAGAGAAUUUAUUGAAUUUCAAAAUACCAAGAGGUAGUCAAGAGGAGGGGGAAGAGGACAUCCCAGGACUAGUUGCUGAUGACGAUGAGGAGGAUGAUGAAAAUCAAACCAAAGAAGAAUUUAGUAUAAUCGAUGUAAAUAAAAUACAAAUAGAGGAGAAAAUUAUUUUUAAAACCAAGGAUUUUAGUAGAAAUUUAAAUAACAACAACAAUAAUAAAAAACAUCAACAAAGUCAACAGAAUAUGGUCACAAAGGACCAAAAGAAAAAUAAGACAGGGGAAAGCCAACAGGAGCCACUGGCUUAUAAGGCGGCCAUCGAACAGAAGUCUAAACUGGAGGACAUUAGCAACAACUCCCCGGUAAUAAAAUCCACUGCCAUGGAGAAUGGCAAAACAUUAGCCCAAAACAAUAACAAAAACAGUUCUGCCUCCUCCCCACCCCACUCCACAGUAUUACCCACCCUCGAUGUAAAUAACACCACCCCGAACUCACCCCCUAAACAAAAUUCUCCACGACCUUUGGGCAAAGUCCCCAGUAGCAGCAGCACCAACAAAGGAGCGGAUGGUGUUAUCUUCCCCCAUUUGUAUGGCAUUCGUGAAAAUGUCAUGCUACCCUCCGAGGAUCCCGAACGGGAGGCUCAAAUACUCUAUGAGAAAACUCUAAAGGAAUAUCAUGUGAAAAAUGCCAUUCAUGAACAAAAUCAAAACCAAAACAAAGCGAACUCAUCAGCAACGUCCUUGGGUAAGGAUUCAACAGCUUCAUCGUCCGUGUCGUCGUCAUCAUCAUCAAAUGCCAGUCACUCGUCGGAUUCAUCACACCAACAGCAGAGGACAUUGCAUGCCGUCUGUGAGAUAUGGACACAAAAACAUUGUCACUGUACGGGUACACUGGGUAGGCUGUCGUUGAGCUGUCGGAAUAUAGGGAUAUUAGCUGUGCCCAUGGAUUUACCCAGUGAUACGGUGUUACUAGAUUUGGGCAACAACAACAUAACCAAACUGGAGGCGAAUUCAUUUUUUAUGGCCAAUAAUUUGGAAGAAUUGACAUUGGCGGAUAAUAACUUGGAGGUGUUGGAUCCUUUGGCCUUCUAUGGCCUGUCAAAGUUGAAACGAUUAAAUUUACAAAAUUGUGGCCUUAAAACACUACCCGCAUAUGCGUUUCAAGGAUUGACUAAUUUGGUGUCCUUGCAAUUAAAUGGCAACGCCUUAGCAAGCAUGGAUCGCAACAGCCUGCAGCAUUUGCCAAAAUUACGCACUCUACGACUCGAAGGCAAUUUAUUCUAUCGGAUACCCACCGAUGCUUUGGCUGGAUUAAAGACACUCGAAGCACUAAAUCUUGGCAGUAAUCUCUUGACAAUAAUCAAUGAUGAGGAUUUUCCAAAAAUGCCAAAUUUGGUGGUACUUCUGUUGAAACGUAAUCAAAUCAUGAAAAUCUCCUCUGGCGCCUUUGCAAAUUUAACAGCUUUAGAAAUACU